This is a messenger RNA of Cetraspora pellucida, 1422 nucleotides long. NCBI's taxonomy places the organism in Eukaryota, Fungi, Glomeromycota, Glomeromycetes, Diversisporales, Gigasporaceae. The record is from the annotation of a GenBank genome assembly.
AUGGUCAUUUCAAUAAUAGAAGCUACUCCUAAAUCUGAAGAAGAUUCUGUAUCAUUAACUAAAGUAGUAAAAAUAUGUUCUUCUGUUAUUAAAGCAGAAGAAAUUUCAGAUAUCACUAACAUUAAUAUUCUUAAUUACAAGAUGGUUGAGCAUCUAGAAAACAAACCAAAGAAGACUUUAAAAGAAAUGAUACCACCUGAAUCUCUAAUCAAAGAAUUUAUUACAGAUUAUGAUAAAUAUGAUGAAAUGAAAUGGUUCACAAAUGUUACUAGAGCUAAAAAACAUCGAAUCUGUCUGGAAUUAAUAAAGACUUGUACACCUAUUAGAGAUAUUGACAAUAGAAGCAAAUACAAAGCAAAUGAUACUAAAAGAUGCCUAAAUAUACUCAAAUUAAUACAAUAUCUUCAAAAUUUAGUACCAAAAAUGGCUUGGGUUUUUGAUAAUACAGACACAUCUCACAGUGCUAAAAAAUCUGACUUAAAAUUAGAUAGAGCAAAACUUGGUUUAUUAAAUUCAGCACUUUAUGCAACUUAUAGUUCAAAACUUAAAGAUACAAAUAAUAAGCAUACACAUUACCAUCUAGUAGGUGAAGGACAAUUCUAUAAAAAUAGUAAAGAUAUGUAUUACAAGUAUAGUAAACUCUCACUUAACGAACUAGAGAUUGCUCCUAGUUGUGAUAUACAGUUGCGACAGGAUAUGUUUGAUAUCUACUUAGCUGUGCCAAAAAAUAAUACAAAUAAAACAAUUGUGGCAGCCAGUUCUUAUAUUUCACAAUUUUAUAGAGAGUUAGCAGAAGCUAGGGUUGAGAAAAAACUUAGAAGAAUUCAAAAUAUCAAUACUACUAAAAUUCCUACUAUGCAAGAUCUUGCAGAUGUAAUUAUGAUGUUGAGUAUGAGACCUGCUGAAUACAAGUCUGACUAUUCUUGGUAUUGUAUUGAGUAUAUUAAAAAUAAAGAAGUAAAAAAUAAUUCCAAAUCUCAGCAAUUUCUAUCCAUAAAAAAGAAUCCAAAAUAUGCAAAAGAAUUGCUUACCUGGAUUCAAGAUGCAAUAGCAACUAGAAAGUUACACAAUUCUGUCUAUAGUAUUAAUAAAAAAUACAGUGCAGGAGUAUUUAGUAAAUUUUUAAAAUCAUAUGAUAUUAUAGCCAAAAGAUUAAGAAAAAUUAGAGGUAAACAUGCUUCUAGAGUUCAUAAUAAUCAAAAUCCAACUUCGCAACAUCUCGAAUUCCUUAGCAGAGUUGUAAUGAGAUAUAAGAUGGAUCAUUAUAAUUCUGAAAUGUAUUAUGUCAAGAGUGAUACUUCUAAUUCUAACUUUGAUGCAGAUCCAGAACCUGAACCUGAAGCCCUAGUUCCUAUAUUUAAGUCAAUUAAUAAGAAUACUUCUGACAUUGAAGAUAUUUAUGACUUAUAUAGAAGUAUUUAA